UACCCAAUCAAUGUUGUAGUUAAGCACAUUUGCCUCCAAAAAAUAUGUCAACCUUCUUUCUCCUCUCUCUUGCCAUGAUCUCGCUAGUCACUUCCAUAUAUUCUAAACAUCUAACAAAACAAAUAUCAGAAGCAACUGAGUGGAGCUCAAGAAGAAGUCUGCUGGAGAAAGAAUCAUGCAGAUUUGGUAACCCAAUUGAUGAUUGCUGGAGGUGCGACUCCGAAUGGGAAACCAACAGGAAAAUGCUAGCCGAUUGUGCAAUUGGAUUCGGGCGAAAUGCUGUAGGAGGACGAGACGGUGAGUUUUAUGUGGUCACAGAUUCCGACAAUGACGAUCCUGUAAACCCAUUUCCAGGAACACUCCGUUAUGGUGUCAUCCAAGAAGAACCAUUGUGGAUCAUCUUUGAUCAUGACAUGGUCAUCAAGCUAAAGGAAGAACUUCUCAUGAACUCGUACAAGACAAUAGAUGGAAGAGGGUAUAAUAUACAGAUAGCAGAGGGACCAUGUAUAACCAUUCAAAAUGUGAGUAGCAUCAUUAUACAUAACAUAUAUAUACGAGACUGCAUACCGGCUGGAAACACAGUAGUGAGGGACUCAACUAAACAUGCUGGUAUGAGAGGUUACUCAGAUGGGGAUGGCAUAUCAAUAUAUGCCGCUAGAGAUGUGUGGAUUGAUCACUGUACACUAGCUAACUGCCGUGACGGACUUAUUGAUGCCGUAUUAGGAUCAACAGCUAUAACAGUCUCAAACAACUACAUGCUGCAUCAUAAUGAAGUUAUGCUUAUGGGUCAUAGUGAUGACUUCCUUGAAGACAAGAAUAUGCAAGUCACUAUUGCCUUCAACUUCUUUGGCGAUGGUCUGACUCAAAGAAUGCCGAGGUGCAGGCAUGGAUAUUUUCACAUUGUCAAUAACAUAUACACUGGCUGGGAGAUGUAUGCAAUUGGGGGAAGUGCCAAUCCGACAAUCAACAGCCAAGGGAAUGUCUUUGUUGCCAAAUCUACAAAGGAGGUGACAAAGCGUGAAAUCUCAUCAGGAGAUGAGGAGUGGAAGAGUUGGAAUUGGAGAUCAGAUGGAGACAUGAUGCUCAAUGGUGCUUUCUUUACACCUUCUGGUGAAAAGGGUCCGGCAAGCUACAUGAAAGCAUCAAGUAUGGUCGCAAGACCAGCUGCAUUUUUAACUGAUAUAUCUCCUUCUGCUGGAGCUCUAGAUUGUCAGAGAGGCCAACAAUGUUAAACACAGGCCAGCUAAGUAUCUGCUUAAUUUAUUUUAUUCUUUUUCAUGUUUUUGUUAAUUAACUUUUGAAAUAAAUUUAUUGCUUUGAAUCCA
Ricinus communis (castor bean) is the source of this 1325-nucleotide messenger RNA. RefSeq names its product probable pectate lyase 22. Gene Ontology annotation, molecular function: pectate lyase activity. The coding region runs from base 45 to 1232 and encodes 395 amino acids. The transcript has 4 exons. The record is from RefSeq and is a predicted model, not a curated record. Lineage: Eukaryota; Viridiplantae; Streptophyta; Magnoliopsida; Malpighiales; Euphorbiaceae.